AUGGCGCAGAACGUGGUCUACGCCGACCUGAAAUUUGCUGAGGGGUCUCCAUCCACUGUCCCCGAUGAAGACGACAGCCCCUACGAGAACGUGCUGCCAGGGCCGGUGACAGCAGUGCCCAGUCCAGAGCGCUCGCCCCGGCGAUGGCACAUCCCCAAAGCGCUGCUGCCAGCCAGCCUGGUCCUGCUCCUGCUGCUGCUGGUGGCCACCGUGGCCCUGGGGGCUUGCUACUGGCAGGUCACCCGCAGCCUGCAGGACACCUCCCGCAACUAUGCAGCCGAGCAGGGCCGCCUGUCACAGGAGCUGAGCACUCAGAAGCAGAGCCUGGAGCAGGCAGAGCUGGAGCUGGCGUGGGCCAGAGAGGAGCUGCAGCGAGCAUGGCACGAGGGCAACAUCAGCCAGCUGGAGCUGGAUAGAAUGAGCGCCGAGCUGGGGCACGUCAGGGGGGUCCUGGGCAAGAUGGAGAAGGAGAUGCAGGAGGUGCAGGGGAAGCUCAACAACAGCGAGAGUACUGUGAGCAGCCUGCGCGCCUGUGUGAAUACAGAGUGCUGCCCCUCAGGCUGGGUGCUCUACAGGAGCAAGUGUCUCUUCAUCUCUGUGCAGAAGAAGACCUGGCAGAGAAGCAAGGAUGACUGCAAAGCAAAAUCCGCUGAACUGCUCAUCCAAGAUAGCUUGCUACCAUUGACAGUACCGCAUUUUGUGGAGGAGUCUACUGAAAACUACUGGAUUGGACCAAGCAUUUAUUAUAACACAAAGGCAUCUUCUGAAUGGCAGGACAGAAGUCAAACCUGGAAUACAAUGUGCAGGGUAAUAGAAUAUGGGAAAAUCAGGCAUAUAUCGUGCCGGUAUUCCUUUCAGUGGAUCUGCGAGAAAUCCCCGAAAUUGAGCAGCACAUCUGAGGCCCAACCUCCUCUCCUGGACAAGAUCUGACUGCUGACACUCUACUCCACCUCUGGACUUGGCGACAGGAGCUGGGGAUGCACCCCAAGACUCUGUUCCCUGUGCAUGCAUUGCCUCAACUGCAUUACAAAGC
Manacus vitellinus (golden-collared manakin) is the source of this 1033-nucleotide messenger RNA. RefSeq names its product B-cell differentiation antigen CD72. The coding region runs from base 1 to 930 and encodes 309 amino acids. The record is from RefSeq and is a predicted model, not a curated record. Gene Ontology annotation, molecular function: transmembrane signaling receptor activity. Gene Ontology annotation, cellular component: plasma membrane. The transcript is spliced from 6 exons. Lineage: Eukaryota; Metazoa; Chordata; Aves; Passeriformes; Pipridae.